This is a messenger RNA of Dreissena polymorpha, 1772 nucleotides long. Its product is annotated as ras-related and estrogen-regulated growth inhibitor-like. The transcript is spliced from 5 exons. Lineage: Eukaryota; Metazoa; Mollusca; Bivalvia; Myida; Dreissenidae. Gene Ontology annotation, molecular function: GTP binding; GTPase activity. The record is from RefSeq and is a predicted model, not a curated record. Bases 856 to 1518 code for a protein of 220 amino acids.
GUCGUCCCAGAUUAGCCUGUGCAGUCCACACAGGCUAAUCAGGGGCGACACUUUCCACAUUAUGAUAUUUUCUGUUUAAAGAAAGUAUCUUCUUAGCAAAAAUGUAGUUUAUGCGGAAAGUGUCGUCCCUAAUUAGACUGUGCGGACUUCACAGGCUAAUGUGGGACGACCCUUUACGCACAUGAAUUAACCCCCCUUUUAAACAGAGCACGGUCAAUAUUACGUUUAACGAUAUCAUGUGUUAUUAAAAACAAAAAAUCUAAGGUGUAACAAUGUGUCUUAAUGAAAAGUAACUUUGAAUACAAAGAAAAUGUAUGCUGUGAAUAUAACUUUUUUCUGUAUUUGACGGGAGGAGCAAAAACAAUUACAACGGAAUGCUGUAUUGUUUUCCUGCAUUGUUGCGCGAUCGGCGGAUUAUUUUCUUUAGUGCUUUGGUGAUUUGAUCUCGAAAGUCUUAAAGCGGACAGUCUGAAACGGCAUGACGUACUCUUUCAAACGGUGGAUGACAAUCUAAAACCGUUGCACAUUAACUUAUUUCAUAAAUGUAUUCAUAUGUUUUUGCGCAGUUUGCAUUGUAAAGUAUACACCAGGAUUAUUUUCAAAUCAAUACCAAUAAAUAGUCGUUUACUACGAUGAAAACAAGUUUUGAGACGUAAAUGUAGUAAUAUAUAUCAAACUUGUUAAAAAGCUAUAAAAAUGCAACGUGGACGAUACUGUUGAACUAAGUUAUCAUUAAAUUCUCAAACAAACAUAACGCAGUCAUAAAUAUUCCGUUUCAUUAACUUAAUAUGUAAGUGAGAGAUUUGGACAGAAUCAAACAAACUUAUUGUUGCCGACGUAUCGACCGACGUGACGAUGAGCGGAGGACCUGUUGGGGGUCUGGGGGACAGCCCCGCCGGCGCCGGCCCGGCACUGAAGCCGUACCUGAAGCGGAAGAAGUCCUCCCUGGGAGAAACAAAGAUCGCAGUUCUUGGCGCGGAAGGAGUCGGUAAAAGCGCGUUGUCGGUGCGGUUCAUUACGAAGAGGUUCAUAGGGGAGUACGACCAGACGGCCGAGUCAAAGUACAAAUACAGUACGAUGGUGGACGGGGAACAGAUGGCGUUCGAAGUGCUCGACACUCGCUCUGUGAACGAUGAUUGUGGGGCCCGUGAGGACGUGUUGCGCUGGGCGGACGGAUACGUUUUAGUGUACUCGGUUGUUUUCCGGAAGUCUUUCGAACUACUUAAAGAGGUACAGAAGCGAGUGGAAGACUACCGGAAAGGUGCUGCUAGCGUUCCCAUAGUAAUUCUGGCCAACAAAGCCGACCUUGCUCACAUGAGACAGGUCACGCGGGAGGAGGGUCAACUCUUUGCAGCCUCUCUCGGGUGUCCGUUCAUCGAGUUGUCUGCGUCCGAAGACGUCAGUGACGUCACAGAGGCAUUCCACUCCCUUUGUAGAGACAUUGUGGAAUAUAAACGAAGGUCUAGGACAUUUUUUGGCAGGGUACUUGGGGCGUUAGGCAGAGAGAAGGUUUCGUAGGACGUGUUUUAGAAAAAAAAAGUUUAGAAAAAAAAGUUUUGACAGUUUGAGUAAAACUGUUUGAUGUUGUAGUGUUUCAUUUUGUGUUUGCCGUAUGAUUGUCAUGCUCUAGUAGCAGAGAGUGCAUGGUGAGGUUAACAUUACUUAGGAAUAUUGUAUAGUCUUUAUAAAUCAUUUAUGUUGAUUGGUUGUUGUAUUAAACAAAAAAGAGCAAAACCGAUGGAUGUUCCGUGGUCGUGCUCUUUGAAAAUUAA